This is a messenger RNA of Cetraspora pellucida, 561 nucleotides long. The record is from the annotation of a GenBank genome assembly. Lineage: Eukaryota; Fungi; Glomeromycota; Glomeromycetes; Diversisporales; Gigasporaceae.
AUGGCGACGAGAGUGUAUAUUGGCCGUCUUGCUAGAGACGCCCGUGAACGAGACGUCGAAAAACUUUUUCGUAAUUACGGCACCAUCAGAGAAAUAAAACUGAUGAAUGGUUUUGGCUUCGUUGAAUUUAGAGACCACCGCGAUGCUGAUGAUGUCGUCUAUACCUUUAACGGCAAAAGCUUUAUGGGAGAGAACCGUUUCGCACCUCCUCAACGAAAUCCUCAAUACCGUUUGAUUGUGGAGAAUUUGUCAUCAAGUUGUAGCUGGCAGAUUGAUAUUGUAUUGGCUUUGGUUGUAGCUCUCCUUUUCCUAUGGUUGCUUGAUGUGGCCUUUGGAUUCUGUCUACCAUUUCGUUUAAUGGCUACUCUUUUGAAAAUCUGUUUGGAUUAUAUAUUUCUAUACAUUCCUCAAAAGUCUCAAAUGGUACCAAAGCUUUUCGAAAAAACUACAUGGGAAAAAAGGACAGAAAACAAAGGGAGUAAAUCUGGAAACCGACCACCAUUGACUUCCAUGAUUUGCUAUACCCAUCGAACUCAUCUUUCGGCUUUAGAAAUGAGCUAG